This is a messenger RNA of Chara braunii, 3149 nucleotides long. The record is from the annotation of a GenBank genome assembly. NCBI's taxonomy places the organism in Eukaryota, Viridiplantae, Streptophyta, Charophyceae, Charales, Characeae.
GUGGGUUUUUAGAUUGAGGCUACAGGUUUGUCAGUCAGGGGUCAGAGUCUACAUGGUGAGGUUUGGAACCACUAACCCGGUUGUACACUUAUCACCAUGGUUGAGACCCGUAGUGGGACGGGGACUAGUCCGUACACCCCUGAGCAGCAAGCAAAGAUGACCGCCUUAGUGAAAGAGAACAAGGAGAGAAAAGAGUGCGAGAAGCAGGCGAAGCUAAAGGCUAUCGCAGAUGAGCAGGCGACGAAGAUGAAGAGGGUACAACAGGAGGAGGAAGAAAGAAGGAAGGCUGCUGAAGCAGAAGCGGCAGCAGAAGAAGAGAAAGAGAGAAUGAGAAUUAAGAGUGGAGAAGGGAGCAGCGGUGGCACGAUGAAGUGGGAGACAUAUACUGAGCUGGAGAAGAAGAUCAGCGAGUGGGUCGCUAAUUUAUCGUUGGGGGAAGACGAGGAGGCGGAGUCCUAUGUAACUAAGGAUGAAAAGGCUGCGCUGGCCGCUGAGCUAGCAGCCAUGACUGACAGUAUGGAACGAAGAGAGAGGGAAGACGAGCAAAAGUUAGCAUGGAAGUUGAGAAUGAAGAGGGAGAAGAAGAGGAGGAGAGAGGAAAUGAAUAAGAUGACCGCAGCAGUGGCAAAGGUGCAGGAGUGUAGAGCGGAGGUGCUGGCCCUGCCAGAUGAUAAGGCCAAGUGGGACAAGGUACUGGGCUAUCUAGAGGUGUUGAGCAAGGCCUGGAUGGAAGAGCGCCAGGCAAGUUGGAGCCAAGAUGUAGCCUUGAGUGCCAUGCGGUCAGGGUUUAGAGACUUUGCGCGCGAGAUCGUCACCCAUAUUGGGGGCGAAGUCAAACAGUUGAGAGACAAUGUAGGGAAGUUUUGUGAGGGCGCCAUUCAGGGUGCCAAAGCUGUAGUCGCCGCAGAGGGAGAGGCCAGGCCCCGUAAGGACCCAGUGAAGCUUAAGUUUCCGGAUGCGUACGGGGGAAAGAAGGAAGAAAACUUUGACAACUGGGAAGCCAGUGUCAAUAGUUAUAUUUACUUGCAGCAUAUCUUGGCCGAGGAACAAGUCCUUGUGGCCUUCCAGGCCCUCAAAGAUGAAGCGGCUAGCUUCGCCAGGUCUCUUGCGCGUACACCCGAUAACACCUUGGCACAUUGCUGUCUCAGUGCUCCCGCGUUCGCGCGAUUAGUCAAAAAGGAGCAGUUAGAAGACCAGGUCUUUGUAGUUAAUGUUAGACCUGUCACUGAGGCCCAGGAAAAAGAUAGUUCCACAGAUCCAACAAUUGCCAAGCUGCUAGAAGAAUUCAAAGACUUGACUGAGUCGCCGACAGGAAUAGUGUCGCGACCCAUCCAGCAUAGGAUAGAGAUAGAGCCUGGCAGUAGAACUCCUAAGGGUGCAGCCUACAUGAUGUCCCCUGGAGAGUUAGAGGAGCUUCGCAAGCAGUUAGACAAACUCCUUGAGAAAGGUUGGAUCAGGCCCAAUUCGUCUCCUUUUGGAGCGCCAGUUUUGUUUGUCCCCGAGAAGGAAGGAGAGUUUCGCAUGUGUAUAGACUAUAAGGGUUUGAAUGCGAUCACAGUGAAGAAUGCUGAGCCGUUGCCCAGGAUAGACGAUCUUUUAGAUCGGGUGCAGGGUUGUAAGUAUUUCUCUAAGAUAGACUUAAAGUCCGGGUACCAUCAGAUAGAAGUCCAUCCUGACGAUCAGUACAAGACUGCGUUCCGGACUAGAUACGGGCACUAUGAGUUCAUAGUGAUGCCCUUUGGACUAACCAACGCGCCAGCUACUUUUCAACACUAUAUGAAUGACCUGUUUAGACCAUGGUUAGACAAAUUUGUAGUAGUCUAUUUAGAUGAUAUCCUAGUCUUUAGUAAGACCCUCCAAGAGCACCAGGGUCAUCUGAGGCAGGUCUUGGAGAAGCUUAGAGAGGCUAACUUCAAGAUCAAUGCGAAGAAGUGCGAGUGGGCCAAGACGCAAGUCUUGUACUUGGGCCACGUGUUGGACGGAGAUGGCAUUAAGCCAGAGGACAGUAAGAUCGCGACGAUUAGAGACUGGCCGACGCCCCGCACAUUGACAGAGUUGCGGUCGUUCCUAGGUUUAGCUAACUACUACAGGAAGUUCGUGCGGAACUUCUCCACUAUCGCCGCCCCCUUGCGCAGACUGCUCAAGAAAGAGGCAAUCUGGCAAUGGGACAAAGACUGUACGUUUGCGCUCAAGAAGUUAAAGCGCGCGUUAAUAGAGUAUCCUGUCCUCAAAGUUGCAGAUCCGUCUUUGCCAUUUGUUGUCACCACGGACGCAAGUCAGUAUGGGAUAGGCGCCGUGUUGCAGCAAGACGACGACAAUGGCUAUAGACCCGUAGAGUUCAUGUCAGCGAGGAUGCUCUGUGAGAAGGUCGCUACCUCCACGUACGAGAGAGAACUCUACGCUCUCAGGCAGACUUUAGACCAUUGGAAGCAUUAUCUGCUUGGGAGGCACUUCAAAGUGUAUUCUGACCAUGAGACACUUCGUUGGCUAAAGACCCAGGCCAAGAUGACACCUAAGUUGACUAGGUGGGCCGUAGAGAUAGACCAAUUCGACUUUGAGCUCAAGCCAGUGAAGGGCAAGUACAACGUAGUUGCGAAUGCUCUGAGUAGGAGAUCAGACUACUUUGGAGCUGUGGUACACUAUCUGGAUAUAGGGAGAAACCUGCAGGAGAAAGUGAGGCAAGCAUAUGCGCAGGACCCUAUCUAUAGCGACCUCCUAAAAAGAGUUAGAGAGGCCCCAAAGACCGAACGAGAUUACCGCACUACAGACGGGUUGUUGUUUGAGAAGACUAAUGUGUUUGACCGCCUGUGCGUUCCCAACAGCGAAGAGAUCCCCAGUUUGAUUCUAGGGGAAUGCCACGAUACUGAGGGGCAUUUUGGUUGGCAAAAGACAUUAGCCAACCUGAUGCGUGCAUAUACCUGGCCAAGGAUGAAGAAUGACUGCAUAGAGUAUGUCCGCAGUUGUAAAGUGUGCUAGAGGAAUAAGUCUACUACACGCGCGCCCCUAGGUCUUCUCAGACCCUUGCCUAUUCCGGAUCAGCCGGGAGACUCCGUGUCCAUAGACUUCAUGGACACCCAAGUCAAGAGUAGACAUGCUAAGAGCCAAGUCAUGGUCGCAGUGGACCGUUUUAGUAAAUAUGCAGUUUUCGU